Phragmites australis (common reed) is the source of this 2464-nucleotide messenger RNA. RefSeq lists its product as uncharacterized. Lineage: Eukaryota; Viridiplantae; Streptophyta; Magnoliopsida; Poales; Poaceae. The transcript has 4 exons. The record is from RefSeq and is a predicted model, not a curated record. Bases 1 to 2208 code for a protein of 735 amino acids.
AUGGCUUCGCUGGUACCUGGGGUCCUUCUCAAGCUCCUUCAGCACAUGAACAGCGAUGUCAAAGUCGCAGGCGAGCACCGGUCAUCCCUUCUUCAGGUUGUCAGCAUAGUUCCGGCGCUUGCAGGGAGUGAUCUGUUCACCAACCAGGGGUUCUACCUCAAGGUGUCUGAUUCGUCUCAUGCAACUUAUGUUUCCCUACCGGACGAGCAGCAUGAUCUCAUACUGAGUGACACAAUUCAGUUGGGGCAGUUCAUCCAUGUAGACCGUUUUGAGGCAGCCACUCCAGUGCCGAUCUUGAGGGGAGUCAGGCCAGUUCCAGGCCGGCAUGCUUGUGUCGGCAAUCCAGAGGAUCUUGUGGUGACUAGCUCCUCCAAUUUUCUUGGAAGCAAGAAGGUGCAACCAUCCAUCAAUGGUUCAAAGGAUGCUGCUGCUUUGUCACUAGAGAAAGAGCAGAGCAAGUUACAAAAACUAAAUGCUUCUGUCAAGAACAACGGGACAGAAAGUAAGAAACCCCAACUCACCAAGUCAAACUCUUCGCUCUCAAAUGAAGCACUCAAUAGUCUUACCAGUAAGAAGGAAAUAGUUGGCUCAAAGGCAAAGUCUACCAGUGCUAGGUCGACACCUUCAUCUCCGACCAGUGUCCAUUCUCUACCUGCAUCAUUUGAGAGAUUUUCAAAUGACAUGAAACAUAGGACAAAAACGAAAGGAACAGAGAAGCCAUCACGAUCGAGGCUAUCCUUGUUAGAAAAGGCUGCUUCUGUUUUGAAGGUUACUACAGCAGGGAGGAAGUCCUCUGCAGGUAACUCACUUAGUAACACCGUCUUGAGCAUUGAAUCAGAACCAAAGGCCCUGCGAAGAAGCUGGGAAGCGAAUGCAGAUGCAAAAGGCAAAGGCAAUUCAGAUUCAAAGGCAGACAAAGCUGACAGGAAGUCCGAGAAUAGGAGCUCUUCGACUCCUAGGCGGAAACCAGCAGCAGAAGAGAAGCCAUUGCAUAAGGAUGACAGCAAGAUUCAGACUCCUCCCAGGAAGAGCUCAGCAAGUGCUCCUCCAGAUGAUUCUGACAAAGGAGUGGUUAAGCAUUCUUCUCCUAUAAGGAGGACGUCUGGGGUUUUAAGCAACCCAAAUAUUACAAAUCUAGUGAAGAUUGCUGCAAAUAGCAAAAAGUUGACAGAUGCUAGCACUUCGUGGACGGCACUUCCUCCAUCACUUGCUAAAUUAGGAAAGGAGCUCUUGAAGUACAGGGACGCCGCACAAAUGGCUGCUGUUGAAGCCAUGCAAGAAGCUUCUGCUGCAGAGAGCCUUCUUCGUUGUUUAAGCUCAUACGCGGAGGUGAGCUCAUCGGCGGAGGAGCAGAACCCGCAGCCAGCCGUCGAGCAGUUCCUCGCUCUUCAUGGAGCUCUCUCCCGCGCCAUCGUCGUUACUGAGUCGCUAACGAAGGCCACCGCCACGGCAGCAGCGGCCUCCACCGCGAUCUCACCAGAUCGAUCAGCAGUCGGCGGCGACGCGUCCACCGCCGACGAGACACUGGCCAUCGCGGCGGAGCGCCGCCGCCGGGCAGCCUCUUGGGUGGGCGCCGGUCUCGCCACCGACCUCUCCGCCUUCUCCCUCUACAACCUCAAGCCGGCACCCGCCAAUUCUGCCUCCCUACUGGCCGUCGUGCUCGUCGACGAGUCGGCGAAGCCGGCGGCGGCGGCGGCGAAGGCGUCGCUGCCAGCGAAGUCGCGGCUGUCCCCAGCGAAGGGGAAGGGGAGGGCGGGUCCCGCCGCUGCGUCAGCGGCUCCUCCUGUACCGGAGUGGGAGAGGGGAGGUGGCACGGAGGAGAGGGGCGAGCUGGCGCGGCGGCUCGGGGAGGAGGCGAGGGGGUGGUUCCUGGCGUUCGUGGAGCGGUUCCUGGACGCCGACGUGGCGGCGGCCGCGCCGUGGGACCGCGACCGCGCGGCCAGGAUGCUGCCGCAGCUGAAGCGCGUCAACGACUGGCUCAGCGAGAUAGGGAAGCCGGCGGAGACGCCGCCGACUCCGCCCUCGGACGCGGACGGCGAGGCCGCAGCCCCCGCGGCGAACGGCAGUGGCGCCGGCGGCGUGCCGGAGGAGACUAUAGAGCGGCUAAGGAAGAAGAUAUACGAGUAUCUCCUCACCAACGUCGACUCGGCCGCCGCCAUGCUGGGCGGCGGCGAGGUGGCGCCGGCGGCGAACGGGAAGAAGGGGUGACAUGGCCUCGUGGACCAAAAAAUGGGCCGGGCUAGAUUCAAAGGGAAAAAUGGGCUGGAUUGGGCUUGUAGAGGUGUUCUGGUCGUCGUCUCAAAUGGAAUUAUAUACAUAUAUAUAUAUGUGUGUAUUCUUUAAUAUUUUUAAGAAUACAUGUUCGUUUUAAAAAAUAGUAGUUAUAGGUUACUGUUAUCUGUUCAUCAGCGAGAAGAAGGGGUGAGAUUAAGUGGGUUUUUGGCGGUCAGUAUAUUAAAUAAAU